Molecule: messenger RNA, 3087 nt
Organism: Phacochoerus africanus (Common warthog)
Lineage: Eukaryota; Metazoa; Chordata; Mammalia; Artiodactyla; Suidae
Gene: PIGQ
Product: phosphatidylinositol glycan anchor biosynthesis class Q
Exons: 11
Coding region: 22-1914 (630 amino acids)
Biological process (GO): GPI anchor biosynthetic process
Cellular component (GO): membrane; endoplasmic reticulum
Source: RefSeq, a predicted model, not a curated record
CAACGCUGGGAGCGGGCGGAAAUGGGGCUCCAGUCCCGCGGCGCGGCCGCGGCGGGGCUGGGGGCCGUGAGCGCCGUCGUCCGCCCGGGCCCACCCGUCGUUGUCCCCAACCCCAUCCCGACCCUGCCGCCCGAGGGGGCGGCCCCGGGGAGCAGCCGCGUCCCCGGCAUGGUACUCAAGGCCUUCUUCCCCACGUGCUGCGCCUCGGCGGACAGCGGCCUCCUGGUUGGACGGUGGGUCCCCGAGCAGAGCAGCGCUGUGGUCCUGGCCGUGGUGCACUUUCCCUUCAUCCCCAUCCAAGUCAAGGAGCUCCUGGCGCAGGUGCAGCAGGCCGGUCGGGUGGGCCUGGCCGUGCUGGGCACCUGGUGCCACCGCCAGCAGGAGCUGGAGGAGAGCCUGGGCCACUUCCUGGAGGGCCUGGGCGCAAUCUUCUCCCACGAGCCCUGGCUCCAGCUGUGCCGGGAGCCGGGCAGCAAGCUCUGGAGCUGUAAGUACACCCGCCGGCAGGCGCCCCCCGGCCCUGCCGCCCCUGGCGAGGACCAGAUCAUGCUCAUCUUCUACGACCAGCGCAAGGUGCUGCUGUCCCAGCUGCACCCUCCCGCCGUGCUGCCGGACCGCCAGGCCGGAGACGCCCUGGCCAGCGUGGGGGGCCUGGCCACUGUCUUCGACACGGUGGCACGCAGCGAGCUGCUCUUCCAAAGUGACCGGUUCGGUGAGGGCCCUGUGCGGCUGAGCCACUGGCAGUCGGAGGGCGUGGAGGCCAGCAUCCUCGUGGAGCUGGCCAAGUGGGCAGCGGGGCCCGUCUGCCUGCUGCUGGCCUCCUUGCUGUCGCUCAUCUCAGCUGCCAGUGCCUGUCGGGUGUUCAGGCUGUGGCCGCUGUCCUUCAUCUGGAGCAAGCUCUCCACGUGCGAGCAGCUCAGACACCGGCUGGAGCAGCUCACGCUCAUCUUCAGCACCCAGAAAGCCAGGAGCCCUGCCCAGCUGAUGAGGAAGGCCAACACGCUUGUCUCUGUGCUCCUGGACGUGACCCUUGGCCUCCUGCUGCUGUCCUGGCUCCACAGGAAGGACCGCAUCGGGCAGCUGGCCGACGCCCUCAUCCCCGUGGCUGAUCACGUGGCCGAGGAGCUCCAGCACCUGCUACAGUGGCUGAUGGGCGCGCCCGCAGGGCUCAAGAUGAACCGGGCCCUGGACCAGGUGCUGGGCCGCUUCUUCCUGUAUCACAUCCACCUGUGGAUCAGCUACAUCCACCUCAUGGCCCCCUUCAUCGAGCGCAUCCUGUGGCACGUGGGCCUCUCGGCCUGCCUGGGCCUGACGGUGGCCCUGUCCAUCCUGUCGGACACCAUCGCGCUCCUCACCUUCCACAUCUACUGCUUCUAUGUCUACGGCGCCAGGCUGUACUGCCUGAAGAUCUGCGGCCUGUCCUCGCUCUGGCGCCUGUUCCGAGGGAAGAAGUGGAACGUGUUGCGCCAGCGGAUGGACUCCUGUUCCUACGACCUAGACCAGCUGUUCAUCGGGACACUGCUGUUCACCAUGCUCGUCUUCCUGCUGCCCACCACGGCCCUGUACUACCUGGUGUUCACACUGCUCCGGCUCCUGGUGGUCACCGUGCAGGGUCUGAUCCAUCUGCUUGCGGACCUCAUAAACUCCCUGCCGCUGUACUCGCUCGGCCUCCGGCUCUGCCGGCCCUACAGGCUCGCGGCCGGCGUGAAGUUCCGGGUCUUGGAGCAUGAGGCUGGCAGGCCUCUCCGCCUCCUGAUGCAGAUAAAUCCCCUGCCCUACAGCCACGUGCUGAACACCUACCGCCUUCCCAGCUGCGGCUGCCACCCCCAGCACUCCUGGGGCUCCCUGUGCCGCAAGCUGUUCUUCGGGGAGCUCAUCUACCCCUGGAGGCAGAGAGGGGACAAGCAGGACUGAGGGACCCUUGCCACGGCCCGUCUAGUGGCGCCUCCACCGGCCAGGGUGUCAGGGCAGCACAGGUCCCUGCUCUCGGCCCUCCCUGCUGCCGGUCGUCUGGGGCCUCUGCAGGCCGGGGGCCCGGGCCCCACCCUUCACAUCUCCCCCGACUCCGAGGUCACGGGAGUGAUUCAGGAUGCGGGUGUGGCCCCCGGGCCAGCGGGCUGUGCUCCAGAAAUAGCGUGUUUGCCUCGACACACACCUGCUCAUCUGCUGUGAUGGCCCGUUUGUCAGCCCUGUGCCCCUGAGCCCCCCAGGCCUGCCUGGAAGCCCGUCCUGCGCCCACCCCCCAGUCUACACCCAGACUCCUGCCUCUGCCCACAUGCCCGUUCCCAGUGGGGUGAGCUGGCCGGUCUCCCUGGCUGCUCCCCAGCGUCCGUCCUGCCAUGGGGCGGAGGGACCCUUCCCAGGGCGGGCUCGGCAGUCCUUGAGACUCGGGUGUUUUCUGCAGGAUGCUCUUGGAUCCCCAGUGCCUUCCAGCAGCCUCAAUGGAGCAACACCCAGCCAAUUUGGGGGAUCCAGGCCACGGCUGACCCCCAGCCCAAACCAGCAGCCCCAGGGAGCUGGGCAGCGCUGCCCUUGGGCCCUGGUUUGCACUGGGCUUGCUUGAUGUUCCUGCAGGCGGUACUUUGCAGGUGGAGCUGCCCGCAGCCUUUGGGUGUCCCUGUGUAAAGCCAGGCCACCUGGGGUACCUGGAAAAGGCAGCAGACGGCCCUCCUCGGCCCCCGUUCUUGCUCUGUACCCCUGCAGGGACAGGUCCCUUGGCCCUAUCUUCCAUCUCACUCAUUGGCUUCUUGCAGAGGCAGGCAGCUCCUGGGCAGACGCUUCUGCAGCCCCCAGGGAGGGCGUCCUAGCACUUAGGCUGCAGCUGCCUGCUGGCCACAGGCGGAAGCUGAGUGUGGGUGGGGGCCCUGGAAUCCCUGGGGAGGAAGCCUGAAGGUGCGGUUGUGUCACGUAGGAUGUGUCAUCUUGGUGUUGGAGGCAUCCCUCAGCACUGUCCACUUCUGCCGCCCCUGCUUCUUAGCUGUGGGUCACAGUGGGGGCAUCCUGGGGGCAUCCCCCAGCCCAGUGGCGGGCAGGCGGGUCCUGGCUCUGUCUUUUUCUGAUGGGACAAUAAAGCCUCCCACUUGUUCA